CUUUUAUUACAUACUGUUGCAACCAGAUAUUAAUGUCUCGGCGAUUUUACAGAACUGGCUGGUUGUCACACGUGGAUGAUCCUGGCUGCGACCCGGCAGAUCGUUCGGGAGUCUCCGGAGAUAAUCCGCUGCCGCUCGGGAAAGAUCGCAAAGCUGAAGUGCGCACCGUGUUGUGGAACGUUACGAUAACUGUAAAGUGCAGAGUGUUCCCAUAUGGUCAAUGUAGCAUGGCUUUAGACCGUAUUUAGUAAGGAUAAUUAAGACUGCAACGAAGAACUGAACGUCAUAAGGACAUAUAAAACUGGAUACGUAUAAGAUGUGGGGUUUCAGCUUCAGGUGGCAAUGUCUGUCACAGCACAUUGCUGCUCUAGUUCUCUUAGUUGCUUGGAUACAGUUACCCCGAGGCAGUGCAAUGAGUGACGUUCAUGGAGGGGUAAAAAUGGGUGUUUCAAAUCAUGCGUGUGAUGAUGCCAAGGCAAACCUGACCAUUGAUGGUGACCCUCGUGUGAGCGGGACUGAGGCGGAGUUUCUGUGCCUAGAGGAGGAGUCUAUUCCUGUCAGACAGACACAAACACAGGCUUUUUGCCAACCUGUGGGGGACCAGGUAUGUGUACAGAACAUUCCCCUGCACAAGUGUAUGGAUCAAGUUAUCACCUAUAGAGACUCCCCACCCCUGAGCGGUGCACACAGACCACUUUGGCCAGUGUAUGGAGAAUACCUCUACCUGCCUGCUCAGAGAUGGUUACACUCGAUGGAGCAUGGCGCAAUAGUUUUACUGUAUCACCCAUGUGCAGACCCAGAGGAACUGGCUUGGCUGAAGUCCCUGGUUAGGGGCUGUAUACGCCGUCACAUCAUCACACCUUACAGGGGCCUCCCCACACAACAGCCGUUCGCUCUCCUGGCCUGGAGAUGUAAGCUAAGCCUGAGCUACGCCGAUACAGCUGCUGUGGAAAAGUUCAUCAAGGAGUUUGGAAUCAUGGCAGCACCAGAAAGCGGCGUUUACUCGGACGGGCAGUUUGACGUUGGACUGAUUUCCAAGGCAGAAAUAGUGUCUGAUGUACAGGAUUCUAACCUUUGUCCUCAGUAAUAAGGGACUUCCAGAGUGAGUGAGGAAUUGGGGGUUAAAGGGACUUCUGGAGAUCCAGCUAAAGUCAAUGAAGAAGGCAGUGGUGUCUGAUUCAGGAGACAAAGUAUAUGGACACAUAUUUAGACCAUAUAGUCUAUGGAUCUUUAACCAGACAAGCACUAACUUAAAUCUGAAACAUACAUGUAGGCGUUACGAGGUGUCCAUUUUGUUUUGAUUAUGUGAUACUGAAUUAUUUUUGGGUCAUGUGCUGAUACACACUUGUACACAAUGUGGGGGAUAUCAGGUUUAUCACAAUCCAAAGAAAUUAAGGAUAUUUUUGAGAUGGCGCUAUACAGUUGUGAAUGAAAGGACCUAAGUGCUGGCCCAUUGAAGGUUUCCAGUACUUGAAAUAUUUUUCCAGUACUUUAAGUAUAUAUCUCAUGGAGAAAGAAGGGAUACAGUUCAUGUUAGGUGAAAUCCCACUUCUCAAGGUGAAUUUUUUUCAUUAGGAUACAUGUAGGACUGACAUAUGAAUAUCUCUCUACCUGUUUCCACGCAAAUCUCAUUCUAAAGUGUGAUUUUACCUUUCAUGAAUUUCACACCCCGAAGCUCAAGCAGCUGAAUAUUCGUGGGUUCAAAUGUUCUGUUGCCAGGUUUUUUAGCAGCUUAAAAGGAUGGUCCAAACAUUGGUCACACUGCACUUUUAUCUUUUAUGAAUGUUGAGGAAUUUUUCAAUUUUCAAGCUGUUCAGUUUUAAUGGGUCAUGCUAGAAUUGCUACAUUUUUACACAGCAAGUACAAAUUUAUGUGUAAUCAGUACGGUUCUUGUAUGAUGAUGCAAAAUUACCAGCAAAGUUAUGGUAGUAGUUGUGUGAACUGUGGUUGUACUUCAUGUAAGAGGACACAAAACUGACAUAGGUAUGUUGCUGUCUCCGCACUUUUCUCAGAUUCUGACAUAUAAAACCAUCGUAGAGAGAUUAAUGUUGGGUGUAAUGAUUUAUAGAUCUGUGUGGUUUUUAACACUUUCUGCUUUCACCCAAGACAGAGCACAUCAGCCAUUUACAACUGGCCACAUUAUAUUACAUCACCUCUUCCGUAAGUCUUGAGUCAAAUGAUGUAAUGCCUGCAGACUAAAAUAGAAGCAAAUAAUUGUAGAUUUGUGAGAAAUAAUGUGGACUUUAACCAAUAGAGUGAUAUAACCACUCUGUUUAACACCAAUCAAAGAGACAAAUAAAUAUAGCGUGUCAGGAAUCAAACAUCUGAGUUUCUCAAACUGUGUGACGGUUUUCUUCAUUUGAUGGGGUUUAAUGAAAGCUUUAUUUUUGUUAAAAUAUUCCAUAUUCUCAUAAUUGAGUUUCUAUAAAAAUGCACGUAUAUUUUUGUUCUUCCUCUAGUUUUACAUCUUAGUUUUGGGAGACCAUUGUCUUGUAUAAUGAGUUUAAAGGCCACAGAGUAUAUGAGUGCCUGUUGCGAACCGGGAUGAUGACGGUGGUGGUAAUUUUACAGGUAAAACCAAAACAAUUUGCGGUAUUUUAAGAUGUAUUUCUGUGGGCUUUGUUUUUACACGUGGUUAUGUGUAAACAUUUGGUAUUGAGUAACUUAUUCUUCUAACAUUAAUGUAAUGUUGUGUUAUUAGAAUAAUAUUCUUUGCACAUAUACACUCAUUUGUGUGGUACAUGCAUGUUUAUGAACAUGUAAUUUAUGUACAUAUAUGUAUGUUUGUGUGGUAAAGAUAACAUGCAUAUUGUAAAGCUAUGGUUAAUACAAGACUGGCUACAUUGUUACAUACUUGUUACAUACUUGGUUUGUGUAUUGAGUCUUCUCUUAUUUGUGCCAGUCACACAAGGUACCGGCACAGCAUCGGCAUUGUGUUACUUGAUAUCUGGUGCAUUAUUACAUACUUGGUUUGUGUAUUGAGUCUUCUCUUAUUUGUGCUGGUCGUACAAGGGACCUGUACAGUAUCGGCAUUGUGUUACUUGAUAUCUGGUGCAUUAUUACAUACUUGGUUUGUGUAUUGAGUCUUCUCUUAUUUGUGCCGGUCACACAAGGUAACGGCACAGCAUCGGCAUUGUGUUACUUGAUAUCUGGUGCAUUAUUACAUACUUGGUUUGUGUAUUGAGUCUUCUCUUAUUUGUGCCGGUCGUACGAGGGACCUGUACAGUAUCGGCAUUGUGUUACUUGAUAUCUGGUGCAUUAUUACAUACUUGGUUUGUGUAUUGAGUCUUCUCUUAUUUGUGCCAGUCACACAAGGUAACGGCACAGCAUCGGCAUUGUGUUACUUGAUAUCUGGUGCAUUAUUACAUACUUGGUUUGUGUAUUGAGUCUUCUCUUAUUUGUGCCGGUCACACAAGGUACCGGUACAGCAUCGGCAUUGUGUUACUUGAUAUCUGGUGCAUUGUUACAUACUUGGUUUGUGUAUUGAGUCUUCUCUUAUUUGUGCCAGUCACACAAGGUACCGGUACAGCAUCGGCAUUGUGUUACUUGAUAUCUGGUGCAUUGUUACAUACUUGGUUUGUGUAUUGAGUCUUCUCUUAUUUGUGCCAGUCACACAAGGUACCGGUACAGCAUCGGCAUUGUGUUACUUGAUAUCUGGUGCAUUAUUACAUACUUGGUUUGUGUAUUGAGUCUUCUCUUAUUUGUGCCGGUCGUACGAGGGACCUGUACAGUGUCGGCAUUGUGCUACUUGAUAUCUGUUGCAUUAUUACAUACUUGGUUUGUGUAUUGAGUCUUCUCUUAUUUGUGCCAGUCACACAAGGUACCGGUACAGCAUCGGCAUUGUGUUACUUGAUAUCUGGUGCAUUGUUACAUACUUGGUUUGUGUAUUGAGUCUUCUCUUAUUUGUGCCAGUCACACAAGGUAACGGCACAGCAGCGGCAUUGUGUUACUUGAUAUCUGGUGCAUUAUUACAUACUUGGUUUGUGUAUUGAGUCUUCUCUUAUUUGUGCCGGUCGUACGAGGGACCUGUACAGUAUCGGCAUUGUGUGACUUGAUAUCUGUUGCAUUAUUACACACUUGGUUUGUGUAUUGAGUCUUCUCUUAUUUGUGCUGGUCGUACAAGGGACCUGUACAGUAUCGGCAUUGUGUGACUUGAUAUCUGGUGCAUUAACAUUCAUGGUACACAUGUCAGGUGUUCUCCUGUUACUUGUUUGUUUUAUGAUAUACAGUAUCAGUAUUGUAUUAGUCGAUAUCUGGUACAUUAUUAUUCUAUGUACAUGAAUCCACUGGUUUUGUAGAGCUUGUCUGUUUUAUAUGGUACAUUGUUGACUCUCUUGGUGGAUAGAUGCCUUGUGACACUUCUACCUAUUUGAUGUGGUACGGUAUUUUCGUUGAAGCACUUGUUAUCUGGAUAAUUUAUACUGCUACUACUGUACUGUGGUACAGUAAUCUUAUGUGGUACUGUACAUGUAUUGUGAUGCACUAAUCUACUGUGGUACUUUAAUCUAAUGGGGUGCUGUACUACAAUUACUGGUUUACACUAAUGCAAGAUGCUACUGUGCAAGUACUGUGGUACAUUAGUAUGAUGUGGUAUUGUACAAGUAUCGUGGUACACUAUUCUAAUGUGGUACCAUAUACGUAUUGUGUUACGCAAUUCUAAUGUGAUACUGUACUUGUAAGAUGGUACUGUACAAGUUUUGUGGUACACUAAUCUAAUGUGGUAUUGCACUAGUACUGUGGUACAUUAAUAUAAUGUGGCACUGUACAAGUAUUGUGAUACACUAAUCUAAUGUGGUACUGUACAUGUAUUGUGAUAUACAAAUCUAAUGUGAUACUGUACAUGUACUACGGUACACUAACCUAAUGUGGUACUGUACAGGUAUUCUGGUACACUGUUCUAAUGUGGUAUUGUUGAAGUAUUGUGAUACUGUACAUGUACUGUAGUACACUAAU
Molecule: messenger RNA, 4953 nt
Organism: Liolophura sinensis
Lineage: Eukaryota; Metazoa; Mollusca; Polyplacophora; Chitonida; Chitonidae
Exons: 10
Coding region: 317-1087 (256 amino acids)
Cellular component (GO): cytoplasm
Source: RefSeq, a predicted model, not a curated record